Oncorhynchus masou masou (cherry salmon) is the source of this 1551-nucleotide messenger RNA. RefSeq names its product gap junction alpha-5 protein-like. The record is from RefSeq and is a predicted model, not a curated record. Gene Ontology annotation, biological process: cell-cell signaling. NCBI's taxonomy places the organism in Eukaryota, Metazoa, Chordata, Actinopteri, Salmoniformes, Salmonidae. Gene Ontology annotation, molecular function: gap junction channel activity. Gene Ontology annotation, cellular component: connexin complex. The transcript is spliced from 2 exons. Bases 1 to 1551 code for a protein of 516 amino acids.
AUGGGGGACUGGAACCUGCUGGGCAGCAUCUUGGAGGAAGUACAUGUCCACUCCACCAUCGUAGGAAAGAUCUGGCUCACCAUCCUCUUUAUCUUCCGCAUGCUGGUGCUGGGAGUGGCGGCCGAGGACGUGUGGGACGAUGAGCAGAGCGAGUUCAUCUGCAACACGGACCAGCCGGGCUGCAAGACCGUCUGUUACGACCAGGCCUUCCCCAUCUCCCUCAUCCGCUUCUGGGUCCUGCAGGUCAUCUUCGUGUCUUCGCCCUCCCUCGUCUACAUGGGCCACGCGCUCUACCGCCUGCGCGCCCUGGAGAAGGAGAGGCACCGGAGGAGGGUCCAGCUGAAGGCAGAGCUGGGGGAGACGGAGGCGCUGGUGGAGGAGCACAAGCGCAUUGAGAAGGAGUUGAAGAGGCUGGAGGAACAGAGGAAGGUGAAGAAGGCUCCACUGAGAGGGUCCCUGCUGCGGACGUACGUCAUCCAUAUCCUAACACGCUCCGUGGUGGAGGUGGGCUUCAUCAUGGGCCAGUAUAUCCUGUAUGGAAUUGGACUGGAACCUCUUUAUAAAUGCGAGAGGAUGCCUUGCCCCAACAGCGUGGACUGUUACGUGUCCAGGCCCACGGAGAAAACAGUGUUCAUGGUGUUCAUGAUCGUCAUUGCCGGGGUGUCUCUCUUCCUGAACCUCCUGGAGAUAUCCCACCUGGGCAUCAAGAAAAUCAAACAGACUCUGAAGGGAGACAAGUACCCAGCAGACAACGACAGUUUGAUUUAUAAGCCGAAGAAGAAAGCGAUGAUACAGCAACUGUGUGUGAUGAGGAAACUGUCUUCUCACAAUGGGCCGCUGACUCAGACCAUCUUCAAAGUCAUUCCUGAGGAGGAUCUGAACCCAAUGGACCCACCUCCCCACUACAUACCUAACCACGAGGUGCCCAGGCACAACAGCGUGGCUCCAGGCCAGCACCUGGCCAACUGCACUGGCCUUCAGCCCCAUCAGCACUACCAGCAGCAGCAGCUCCAGCAACGUCAGCCCAGCCAAGGGAUGAUCCAGACCCUGCACCUCCAGGGAGCCCCAGAGAACCACACCACCACCAUGGUUGACCAGCACCCUCCAGCCUACGGAGGAGUUUUCUUGAAUGGAGAUAGUGGGCCCAGGAACCUGCAGGGUCAGCCGAACCAUAAGGACCCCAAUUUACACCCUCAAGGCCACUACCAGCCCAGCCACAUGGAAGUAGUACCUGUGCCUAUUGCAACACACAGACCCAGCAUCAUGACAACACACAGACCAAGCUUGGCUCCAAGGGACAUAGACCUGGAGGAAGAUAGGAGGAAAUCAAUGGGCAGUGACUUCCUCUUGCCUAACCCAGGAAGGAAGCAAAGCUUCAUGACACGUAUGCCCUCUGAGAGCAUGUCCACCAUCAGUGACUGCAGCAGCAACUCUCUACGGACAUCUGACUCUGAACUGGGCGACAUGGGGGACAUGCCCAUGAUGCCACCCCCUGGAAGGAGAAUGUCAAUGAGUGUAUUCUUGGACAUCUCCUCUAUCAUGAAAAAGUGA